Molecule: messenger RNA, 1978 nt
Organism: Poecilia reticulata (guppy)
Lineage: Eukaryota; Metazoa; Chordata; Actinopteri; Cyprinodontiformes; Poeciliidae
Gene: mrnip
Product: MRN complex interacting protein
Biological process (GO): mitotic G2 DNA damage checkpoint signaling
Cellular component (GO): nucleus
Molecular function (GO): chromatin binding
Source: RefSeq, a predicted model, not a curated record
ACAGAUCCCUGGGGAACUCCUGAUGUGACAGAGGAAGGCUGGGAAGAGAAGGUUUUGAUCCGAAUGAACUGAGUGCGGCCAGAGAGAUAUGAUUUAAACCAGUUUAGAGGAGUCUGAGUGAURCCAAUAGAGGAAAGUCUGUUGAGUAGGGUGGUAUGGCAGAUAGUGUCAAACGCUGCACUCAAAUCAAGUAGGAUGAGAAUGGACAGCAAGCCGGAGUCAGCUGCCAUAAGGAGGUCAUUGGUGAUUUUUAUGAGAGCUGUUUCUGUGGAGGGGACGAAAACCAGACUGAAACAGUUCAUACAGGUUAUUGUUGGAUAAAUAAGUGUGAAGUUGGGAUGCUACUACCUUCUCAAGAAUUUUGGAGAUGAAAGGCAAGUUGGAGAUAGGACGGAAAUUAUUCAGAUUAUAGUGAUCAGCACCAGGUUKUUUUAAGAUAGGGGUUAUGGCAGCCAUUUUAAAUGAAGCAGGAACUGUUCCAGUGGAGAGAGAGGAGUGAAUAAUGGCAGAGAUAAGAGGGAGKAUGGAUGGGGCACAGGCUUUAACCAGGACUGUGGGAAGGGGGUCAAGCAGACAGGUGGACGACUUGGAUUUGUGUAUAAGGGUUGUAAUUUCUGAUGUUGUUGGGAGCUGGAAGGAAGAGAAGGAGUGGGCUGGAGGAGAAAGUUCAAGAGUAGGACAGGGGGAGGGUUGUGAGCBGAGAUGCUGGUGGAUCUUAAGAAUUUUACUGUCAAAAAAUGACAUGAGGGAAUUACAAAAAUCAGUGGAACACAAAUAUGAAGGUAGAGAGUCCGGAACUUGAAUGAUGUUCUUAUAAAGUGAGAAUAUUGACUUGGUGGAGCCUUCAUUUGAACAGAUUAAACCAGUGUAGUAAAAGGAUUUGGCUUGAGUGAUACAGUCCUUAUAAUGUAAUAUGUGAUUUUUGUAAAUGUCUUUAUGAACAACUAGUCCAGUUUUCCGGUGGAGCCUCUCAAGUUGCCGUCCUUUGGCCUUCAUGAGCCGAAGUUCAGGAGUAAACCAGGGGGCAGAACGAGCAAAAGAAACAGAUCUGGUUUUUAACAUCUGAUGCUGAUACCAUGUUUGUUGUAUCUGAUGCGUGGUUCAAACGGAACCGCGGGAGCCGGUGAACGCGCUGCCUUCCAGAACCAGAACCAGAACCAGAGCUGCGGGCCGGACAUGGUGCAGGACUUCCACGUGGUUCGGUGUUUCCGCUGCCAGAGCUUCCAGGUGCAGCAGGUGAAGAAGGCGAAGAAAUGGAGCUGCAAGCUGUGUGGAGAGAAGCAGUCACUGCUGAAGGAAUUCGGCCGUGGAUCCGGAGCCGACUGCCGGCGCCACGUCCAGAAGCUGAACGCCAUGAGGGGAGCCAAGAUGGAGGAGCAGGAGGCCCACACCUGGUCGCUAUGUGAGCAGGAAGACGAGGACGACGAGGAGGAAGAGGAGGAGGAAGAGGAGGAGCCUACAGGUGACCAGGUGAAACCCGCUCAGGUGAGUCGCUGGAGCAAAUAUCUGGACACACCUGAGGAAGAGGAGGAAGGCUUGGAGGGCAGAAACCAUCUCCAUGGCAACCAAACCAUUAGCAGGAAGAGACGCAGACCAGAGGAGCUGGGAGGAGGAAGAGGAGACGAAGGCUGCACACCUGUUCAGCUGAAACCUACAGCAGUGACAUCAUCUGUGACGUCAUCAUCAGCCCCCAGUGGCUCCGGCUCCAGGUGGGGUCAGUUCCUCAGUGCUGACAGCUGGGGGGCGGAGCAUCCUCUUAGUGGGCGGAGUCAGCCAGCAGACACUGCCGAGCCCCGCCCCCAACUUCCUGUGUCCUCCAUGUUUGACAGCGGCGAAGACUUUGAUGAGGAUUUUCUGACUUUUUAGAUUAUUUUGUUUGUGACUGUUGUUGUUUACAGCAGAGACUCAAACAUUCUGAGAUCAUUUCAGGUUUUUAUUGAUCAGAAACCAAGGAACAAAUAAAUCUAUUGAUUAUAGA